UAUUAUAUCUCAACAAAAGCCUACUUACACUCACUAGGAGACUAGACUAGAAGAACACACUUUUCUAUCAAAAUGUCAACCGAACGAGACCAACUGGUGUGCAACGCGCGCGAUUGUUUCAAAAAAAUCGAAGGCACCGCGUGGAUUACCUGCUGCUCGCACGUGUUCUGUGCUCAGCACGGCAAAGAUGCCAAACUACGCCAAACAACGACGGGACCCUGUUGUCCGGCCUGCGGAACCCGGUUCCGUGAUGAGUUGUCCAUUGUGGAACGACAGCUCAACAGUUCGCUACAAGCCCGGGCACUGCUUUUGUGUGGCUACAAUCCGGAGGUGGUGAUGGAGAUUGCCAACAAUGCCAUUACCUUUUGGAAUUUUCAGAAGCAGCAAGUUUGUGCCAAUCUGGAAAGGAAACUGGAAUACUACCGGGAAAUGGUUUGCACUAUGAAACGAGACGGAGCUCAGCAGAAGACCGAAAACGAGGUGAAAAUUCGUAGGCUUGAGCAACAAUUGGAACAGGCCAAAGUUAAACUGAGGCAACUGGACGAUGAACGACAGGCGGCAAAAACUCGAUUUGGGGAGCCCUCCAGAUGCGUGAAGAAACGCAAACCGGACGAUUUCCUGCUGUAAGUUUGUGGGAGCCCUAAAUCCUGUGAAUUGCGCGCUUUCCAUAGAGUAAUAAAGUAGAUGAACGAAAUCAAA
Aedes aegypti (yellow fever mosquito) is the source of this 699-nucleotide messenger RNA. Its product is annotated as E3 ubiquitin-protein ligase CCNB1IP1. The transcript is spliced from 2 exons. The coding region runs from base 73 to 627 and encodes 184 amino acids. Gene Ontology annotation, biological process: reciprocal meiotic recombination. The record is from RefSeq and is a predicted model, not a curated record. NCBI's taxonomy places the organism in Eukaryota, Metazoa, Arthropoda, Insecta, Diptera, Culicidae. Gene Ontology annotation, molecular function: ubiquitin protein ligase activity. Gene Ontology annotation, cellular component: synaptonemal complex.